CCUAUAUACCUAUACACGUAGACAGAAGCGGUCUAAAUACAAGUAGAAGUGAACAUGGAAGUUCAACUUUGAUAGCGUGUUAUUUUUCUUCGUUGAGAGCUAAGAACACUAAAAACACAUUGAUUCCAUUAAGACGUUUUUUUUUUCGUGAUGUCAGCUAAUUCUCCAGUUGGUCCUUAUAAGCCUAAACGUCGGAAAUCCAAAUCGCCAUACAUACAGCAAGAAAAGAUCUCAAGCAUAGCUUGCUACGACGCUGAGGGGAACAAAGACUACGAACCACCUAACCAACCGCACCGAAAGCCCGCAUAUCCAUAUCGGAAAUUAGAGGGAACAGAUAUUCGGCUGCUCCGCAUCCUACCAGGAACUGGCGCCAUUGAAUGUCUACUUUACCAGAUACCUCUUGAAGAAGUGGAACAUCCCAAAGAACUGUCGUGGCCCGGAGAACGGCCUCCCUUCAAUGCCCUGUCUUAUGUGUGGGGCGAUACGACGGAUAAGAUGACCAUUUUCCUAGAAGAUGAACCUUUUCAAGUCACGAAAAAUUUGUUUAGAGCUCUUCUUCAAUUCAGAGAGCUAGAGCUGCCCGACGACGUUAUCUUCACCGAUGAAUAUUUCUGGAUCGAUGCCAUCUGUAUUAACCAAGAAGACGUGGAAGAAAGGUCUCAACAAGUACGACGUAUGCCUGAGAUAUACGGUAGUGGUCAAACUAUCGUUUGGCUCGGGCCUGUAAACAGAACACUUCAAAUUAACCCACGCAAAAAGUCUUUACAAAAUGCCGGCUCACCCAAGUUUCAAAUAUCGUAUGACGAAGCGAUUGAGAUCUUAUUCGAAAAAGUUCGUUCAAUGGGGAAGGAAUGGGAACCUGCGGAUGACAACUACAAUUUGAUUAUAAGUAUAAAUGAAAUAUUCGGUCGCGCUUACAGGGCAGUCAUGAUUGUGUUGGAGGACAUAUUGAGUCGGCCGUGGUGGGUGAGGCUAUGGACGAUUCAGGAGGCACGUUUACAUAUGAGCCCGCUUGUCUUUGUUGGGCAUCAUAACGUACGCCUAGAAAAGCUCACAACAUUCUAUUCAUACUUUGUUGAGGAGAACAAAUCCCUUGUCAUCUCCCCAGGAAGUCGGAGGAUUGAGACCCUAACGACAAUCGAUAUAUUAUAUAUUUGCGGCGAGCCAAGGACAUUAGGAUUAGGGGAGGUCUUUGAUAGAAUACUCACGGCUGCCGAUAUCAAAGAAUCCACGGAUCCUCGGGAUCAAGUCUACGGGCUAUUAGGUAUACUGAAGAAUCUUAAAGAAGAAGAAGAACUCCCAGACGAGCUAUUGCCGAACUACCAUCUGUCAUAUUCCGAGACGUAUUGGGCCUACGCCGCGUUCUUGUUUCAGUCAGCUGGAGACUUAAAAUUGCUCGAAUGUGACCUCAAUGAGCUCCAAGGUGUACCCUCUUGGGUCACUGACUUCCGUUACCUACGCCGGGGCCCCCCGGUACCCGGGCCGUCUGUAUAUGUGUCACCUGAUAAAAGGACUCUACAUCUACAGGGCUGCAUAUUGGGGACAUUCCGAAGUGUCCUUAAUAGGAUUGAUGCAAAAGCUGAAGGACCGUGCCGUGAGAGAAUACCGGUUGAGGUGACGAAUUACGCAAAGGCUUUCGAGGAGCACAUCCUUGGACCCUCGGCAUCCAUAAGAGGGAUAACAAUCAAAGAGGCUUUAAAUGAUAUGAUAGAAUGGGUGAACGAGAUUAUUCCCUUGGAGAGCCCUGAAUUGCUUUAUGAAGCCUAUAGCAAUCUGCGUGAUUCGCCUAGGCGUAGACGGUCACGGACAGCAAAGAAAAAAUGGACGAAAAAAACAGGCAUGUUAGAAAAUUCGGUCGUCGUCAAUUUCGUACAUCCUUCUUUAUUACUCCAUGACGGUUCGAUACUUAACGCUUAUAGGAGGGAUAUUGAGGUGAUAGCUGGUGAUUUAAUAUGUCUGUUUAAGGGAGCUAAUAAACCAAGCAUAUUGCGUGCCUCUGGCGAGAACUUUACUUUCCUAGGCCAGUGUAUACUGGGAGGCGGUCCUCUUAAGAGCAAGAUAAAUGACGACAGUUUCUGGGCUAGCGCGCAUAUACAAGAUAUCAAAUUGAUCUAGAAAACUUAUAGGGUGAAAUACAUAAUAAUAUAAUAUUUAUAAUCUAA
This is a messenger RNA of Daldinia vernicosa, 2162 nucleotides long. Its product is annotated as HET-domain-containing protein. The record is from RefSeq and is a predicted model, not a curated record. Lineage: Eukaryota; Fungi; Ascomycota; Sordariomycetes; Xylariales; Hypoxylaceae. The coding region runs from base 151 to 2115 and encodes 654 amino acids. The transcript has a single exon.